Messenger RNA from Ostreococcus lucimarinus CCE9901, 474 nucleotides. RefSeq lists its product with no specific name. The record is from RefSeq and is a predicted model, not a curated record. The coding region runs from base 1 to 474 and encodes 157 amino acids. NCBI's taxonomy places the organism in Eukaryota, Viridiplantae, Chlorophyta, Mamiellophyceae, Mamiellales, Bathycoccaceae. The transcript has a single exon.
AUGGUGUGCCCGAACGUUGAUCGGCACCGCGUGCUCGCCCUCGUCGAUGAUCUGCACGAGAAGCAUCGCUUCAAGGACAAGGAUUACAAGGAUGUCGUCGAAGCGUUGAGUGGGAAAUCGGAUCCGCUCGACGUGUCCGACGCGAAAGUCGUUAAAAUUUACUUUGACGAACACCGAGUGACGUGGAAUAGAACCGAUUACGCCGUGCGACAAUUCCAAAAUAAGAUUCUCCAAGUCGUCGACACGUUGGACGACCCAGAGUCCACGUGUCCCGCGCGUGUGAACUGGGCGUGCAGUAGCAUCGAGCGCUCCACGCUCGCGGACAUCGCGGAUCUCGUCGCGAGACACGGAUGCACGCACUUGCUCACGCACUCGUGCUCGUGCUGCUACACAGAGCAAGUCUUCAUUCGGAAGAUUGAACUGAUUCAGGAUGGCUCGAGACCACACCGUCAACACGUCCGCUGGACGGAAUAG